AUGGCUGACAUUUACAGCAAUGCGUACUUCACGAUUUCUGCCGCGGAAUCCGUCGAUUGCCACUACGGCAUCCUUAACCGGCGCGACGCCUCAAUUGAACAUAUCCAAGUUUGGCCGCCGCUUCCCGACCAGAAGGGAGAUGAGGUCAAGAUUUUCUACUCUGACGAACUUCUCCCUGGUCGUAUCUACGCUAGAAGGAUGUGGUCCCGUUACCAAAGACUUUGGCCUGUGGACAAACGUGCCUGGACAUUUCAAGAACGAAUCCUGUCGCCACGCGUGCUCUGCUACUCCCGGGACGAAAUUGUAUGGUCCUGUCGCUGUGCUACUGCGACUGAACUUUGGCCAUCGCUCGACCCAACUCCUGGCAUGGACGCUUUAGCUAAAGCACUGAGCUUCGAUAGUUUGUUUAAUAUCGACGAAGGGUCGUUUGUUGAAAUUAUGACUCUACUCCCCAGGUUCUUGGAUGCAGACGACAUUGAAGAAUACAUAUCAGAUCCAGAAAACAUCAAAGAGUACCUUUCGGACUUCUGGUGCAAGGUAGUCGAACAAUAUGCCACCCGCCAUUUAACUUUUCUUUCCGACAAACUUCCCGCCAUUUUCGGUAUUGCAACUGCUCUCCGCUCAGACCCAGUCAGAGCGCUCCUCCUAGGCGCUUACCAUUGGGGUAUCUUUGAGGGGACGCUGCCAAGGUCGCUUGCUUGGCAUACUAUACCCAGCGACAAGCGCCAGCUUUUUGAUCGGAGUAUCUCUACAAGCUGCCAAGCCCCUACGUGGUCGUGGGCCUCCGUCGAAUCUUAUGUAUUGUUCAUCUUCACUAGGUGGGAGUCUCGGGCGAAGGAUCAGUGCAAAUUGGUGGCCAUGAGUGAUGAUGAGAUCACGCUCAGGGGACGUGUGGUAACCACAGAAGUGGAGUGUAUAACCGAUAACGACCGCAUGAUUGGCUUUGGGCUACCGUUGUACAACUACGAUUGUAGCCGCAAAUUUGUGAGGGUGCUUUGGGAUAUGAGCACUGGCUUGGUAGCGCAGUUGCCCAAAGCCGUAACGUGUUUGCUUCUGGGAUAUGAAGAAUCGCACAUGCACGAUCUAGGCGGAUAUGCUCUGGUCCUAGUGCCUGUUGCCAUUCACGGACGGUCAGGAGUAUUUCAGCGUGUUGGUAUUGCUCAAAGAGUGAACCGUAGGUGCUUUGAAGGUGUUGAGGAAAUGGAAAUUACCAUUAUCUAA
Molecule: messenger RNA, 1221 nt
Organism: Thermochaetoides thermophila DSM 1495
Lineage: Eukaryota; Fungi; Ascomycota; Sordariomycetes; Sordariales; Chaetomiaceae
Exons: 1
Coding region: 1-1221 (406 amino acids)
Source: RefSeq, a predicted model, not a curated record